UCGGGAUACCGUUACAAGUCUAAAAGACAUCGAGUGGAUUCAUUAUUUAAUUUAUUUAUUACGCAAUAGUUAUUUUUAUGUUUAACAAUCACUUAAUUGAAAACGAAAUUUAAAAUUCGGUAAAUAGUUAUGUAUUAAUGUAUUUUUGUUUAUAAAUUACUCAAAUAUCGUAUUAUAUAUAUAUCUACAUUUAAUAUUAUAACUAAUGACAAUGUCUCGUAUAGUCAAUACUAAAGUGAAUAUGUCAGUACAUAACUAUGAAUAUUUUAAUGUAGCAUCAACAAAUUUCAGUACUAAGAAGUCCAAACAAAGGUAUUUCAAAAUGUCCCAAAAGCGAAAUAGUGAAAAAAAAUCACCUGCGUUUGAUUCAUUAUUUGAAAUACAUUUUAAUAAUGAAAAGUGUUCUAAUAGUAAAGUUGAUGACUAUAUGUCAUUAUAUAGUAAAGUGAAUAAACUACAAAAAGGUUAUACACCCUUACAUCUAUCAAUUGAAACAGGCAAUCUUCAUUUGGCACAAUUUUUGCUAAAACUUCCAACGAUCAAUGUCAAUGUGUUCACUAAUACUGGUUUUACAGCACUUCAUAUGGCCAUUAAGUCAAAUAACUUAAAUAUUGUUAAGUCCUUGUGUGAACAUCCUUUUAUUGACUUGGAAGCAACAUCCAAUUCAUUAGGUACACCAUUAGUUUAUGCCACACUAAUAGCUACUCCAAUAAUUUUGAAAACGUUAAUUAAUUAUGGUGCUGAUGUUAAUAAAACAUUUACUACAGAUUGUUUAAGUCCUCUGAUGUUAGCUAUUCAUAACAACAAAACAGAACAAAGUUGGCUAUUGGCCGAAAGUGGUAUUUGCCCUUCACAUACAGAUAUUAAGAAAUGGAAUGCUUUACAUUACGCUGCUUUAUUUAAAGGUUCUGUGGAGCUUAUUAAGAAGCUGGUAAAUAUCGGUGUGGAUAAAAAUGGUGUAACUCGUGAAGGAAUGACUCCUUUACAUCAUGCAGUAAUUUCUGGAAGUAUAAAUGCUGUUAACAUAUUUGUUCAAUUGGAAUCGGAUGUCCAUAGGAGUGAUGAAAAUGGACUAACUGCUUUACAUUAUGCUGCAUACCAAGGUCAUUGCGAAAUGGUGAAAAUUUUGUUAAUUGCUGGUUCUAGACCAAAUAAAAAAACUAAUAGCAAAGUAACACCAUUACACUUCGCAGCCAAACAUGAUCGUCAUUCAGUUGUAAAAGAGUUAUUGAAGUAUUUUGUUGACGUUAAUGCUUUAACUAUGCAAUGUAAUACACCAUUGCAUUAUGCAGCAUGCAAUGGAAAUGAAGAAAUGGUAGAUGUUUUACUUAAAAAUGGAGCUGAUAUAAAUAUUCCAAAUAAAGAUAAUGAUUUACCCAUUCACCUUGCCUGUUUACGUGGUGCAGUUAAAGUUGUAAAAUUAUUAUAUUCCAAUAGAUUAAACAUGAAUUGUCGAAACAAAAAUAAUAUGUUACCUAUACAUAAUGCUAUUCUUAGUUCUAAUACAGAACUUGUCAAGUAUCUUCUAGAUACAUGUAAAUACAGUGUUGAUAGUGAUGUCUAUCAUGUGGCUUUACGUUCUGGUAACAUUGAUAUCCUUCAAUUAAUAAUUGAAAAAACCAGCAGUGAAAUAUUAAAUGAUCAGGUGUUUUGGUUCAAGGUAAUUGGUUUUUCUGGAUCUUUAGAUGUUUUAAAACUGUUUGUGAAACAUAAUACCCCACCUACUUCGUCUUUAAUAAGUUUAGUUGGAUAUGCAACACGUCUAGGCUUCUGUGACAUUGCCCAAUACUUAUUGAAUUAUAUAGACAAAUGGGAAGAUUUGAUUGAUGAAGAAGGUUAUACAACACUUCAUUAUGCUAUUGAAAAAGGUAAUGUAGAAUUAGUACGUAAUUUAAUAGAUCGAGGUUCAGAUAUGGAGUGCACCAACGACAUAAGUAAUAUAUUAUUACACACGGCAUCCAAGAUUGGGAAUCAAGAAAUGUAUGAACUGUUACACAAGACAACUAUAAAUUGACGCAACCAGAAUGAUAAGUUAGACAUCACUUUCACAAAACUCUAUUUUUCACAAUGAUUAUCAACUUGGUAACUGUACGAGUAUCUGGACCAAGAUGUAGUAUGUUAUUAAUAUAUUGUUAUUUUAAAUGAUUUACCAUAAGUUAUUAUAAAUGUAAACUAUUAUUCGACCAGAAGCAAACAACUUUAUAAAUAAUGAGUAAUUUAUUUUAAAACAAAACUUUAAAUAACAUUUUUUAUUUUUAAAUUACUAAUAUAAGUAAAUAAAUUAACUAAUAUUUAUGUGGUGAAAUUUUUUGAUUAAUAUUAUUAUAUAAUUUUUUUUUUUUUGUAUACUUGAUAGCUAGAU
Messenger RNA from Adelges cooleyi (spruce gall adelgid), 2362 nucleotides. RefSeq names its product ankyrin-1-like. The coding region runs from base 206 to 2014 and encodes 602 amino acids. Lineage: Eukaryota; Metazoa; Arthropoda; Insecta; Hemiptera; Adelgidae. Gene Ontology annotation, molecular function: protein binding. The transcript is spliced from 2 exons. The record is from RefSeq and is a predicted model, not a curated record.